CAUUGUAGUUUAGACUGUAUAUGAUAGAUCCAUCUGGGUAAUUCCGACUAUAUCAAUAAAAAUCCAUCCACAAUCACUGGGAACGAAGGGUAAAAGAUUCCAAAGUAGAACUUAAAUUAUGGCAAAAGAAACGGCGAAGAACAACUGGCGGCGUAAUGAGGCGCGUAUGAAAGUCUUCACCUUCAUCACGAUGGCUGUUAAUUUGCUCUAUACGGGCUUAAUUAUCUAUCAUAGGGGAGGAUUGCCUUCUAUUUACGAUUUAAUUGCUAUUGCAUUCUGGGCGGGCCAAGAGUAUGCCACACUACAGCUUCUUAAAGGCUUUGCCAUGCCAUCUUUUGAUGUUAGUGGAGAGCUGCUGAGCUGCCCUGAUGCUUCCAAUCCGAAGGAAUUAGGCUACUAUAGCUUUGUUCAGGACCUGCUGUGGAUUUGUUGGACGGUGCAGACCCUUUGCAAUGUGCAUACCGCCUUUUUUGUCUUUUAUUUGCCAGUCCCAGCCACAUUGAUUUACAAAGGCUGGACAAUCGCGCGCCCUUUUCUGACGAAUCGCAUGGGUAUGAAGGCCGCAAACGGUGCGAUGGAAGGAGGAGAACAACCCCCCCGCAAUCGCCAGGAACGACGCCGUGAAGAGCUUGAGCGGCGAAAAAAUCGACGAUCGUAA
Messenger RNA from Phytomonas sp. Hart1, 658 nucleotides. The record is from the annotation of a GenBank genome assembly. Lineage: Eukaryota; Euglenozoa; Kinetoplastea; Trypanosomatida; Trypanosomatidae.